CCGGGAUACAUUCUGAAAAUAUCAAUCCGAUGUUUAGUUUUCUUUCAGAUUGUAAGUAGACUACAUGUCACGUUCCUAGAAAAGUGUGGUGAAAGUGUUGAAACUGUAGUGUUGUUUUUUCGGCGUUGUGAAAACGCUCCAAACUAUAAAAAUGAGUUAUUUCCCAAACUACCUUCAGAAUUAUCACGAAAUAUCUCAAAAUUUCCACCAACAAAUACACUCGGAAAUAGCCAAUUUCAAUCAUCAAAAGACUUUCUAUAAAAACCAAAAACUUUCUGUGAAUGGCGCGGAAUACUGUACAAAAGAAGGAGGAAUGCAAGGCGAUAGUAAGAGAAACAUAGUAGGUCGAAGAGAUAAUCCAAAUCUUGAUUACUUCCGGGAUAAUCUGGAUUACGUGAGAAAAUCUCCUAUGUCGGAUAGCAGCCGUUCGUUUGACGGGGAAGAUACAAAAUCGACAGGAUUGCGGAUCGAUACCGGUUAUGUUAGUGCCGAAAGUUCUAUAGACAGCGAGGACGAGAAAGAAAUAACACACAUUUUAGAACCCCCACACACGGGAUGUUCUGUAAAUGGACCAAGGAAAUGUUUGGCUUGGGCGUGCAAGGCUUGCAAAAAGAAAACGGUGACUAUCGACAGGAGAAAAGCCGCUACUUUAAGAGAAAGGAGGAGACUGAGGAAGGUGAACGAGGCUUUCGAAAUGUUGAAGAAAAGAACCUGUAAUAAUCCUGGACAGAGAUUACCAAAAGUAGAAAUUUUAAGGAGUGCCAUAGAAUAUAUAGAAUAUUUAGAAGAAAUUUUGCAAGGAUCGAAAUCUUCAUCGGAAGCAAGUAAUAACAUAGUGCCUAAAAAUGAAUAUAUGAAUGGUUCGUCCAGUCAAUUCGUCUGUGAACGAUUGCAACAAAUCAGUGAACCUCUUCAAAGAUUUUCUUCGCCCGGUUGUGAAAUCGCACCUAACACAUCAAGUUUGGACUGUUUGAAUCUCAUAGUACAAAGUAUAACCAAUAGGAAGCAGGAAAACGGAGAACACAUCACGUGACAUUGCUAAUAUGUUUUAUUUUCUAAGUGUUUUCAAGGUAACUUAUUUGAUAAUUUAUUCACGAGGAGUAAAGAAGUAGGCAAUUAAAGGAGAAGUUUUACUGAAA
Leptinotarsa decemlineata (Colorado potato beetle) is the source of this 1139-nucleotide messenger RNA. RefSeq names its product myogenic-determination protein nautilus (gene nau). The record is from RefSeq and is a predicted model, not a curated record. Gene Ontology annotation, biological process: regulation of transcription by RNA polymerase II; muscle organ development; positive regulation of myoblast differentiation. Gene Ontology annotation, molecular function: protein dimerization activity; DNA-binding transcription factor activity, RNA polymerase II-specific; RNA polymerase II cis-regulatory region sequence-specific DNA binding. Lineage: Eukaryota; Metazoa; Arthropoda; Insecta; Coleoptera; Chrysomelidae.